Labrus mixtus (cuckoo wrasse) is the source of this 2412-nucleotide messenger RNA. It is a transcript of the gene pdk2a, whose product is annotated as pyruvate dehydrogenase kinase 2a. The transcript has 11 exons. Gene Ontology annotation, cellular component: mitochondrion. NCBI's taxonomy places the organism in Eukaryota, Metazoa, Chordata, Actinopteri, Labriformes, Labridae. Gene Ontology annotation, molecular function: pyruvate dehydrogenase (acetyl-transferring) kinase activity. Gene Ontology annotation, biological process: protein phosphorylation; regulation of glucose metabolic process. The coding region runs from base 1 to 1323 and encodes 440 amino acids. The record is from RefSeq and is a predicted model, not a curated record.
AUGACAACACGCUGCCCCGUCAGUUGGAGAGGAAUAAUAAACCAGCUUCGGGAGGUCGUGGUCGUAGACAGGACAGGAGCUACAGCAGCUACAAUGAAGUUCGUUAGGUUCAUGAUGAAAAACGCCGCUUUGGCCAGUGUGCCCAAACAUAUCGAACAUUUCUCUAAAUUUUCUCCUUCGCCGCUCUCCAUGAAGCAAUUCCUGGAUUUCGGCUCCAUAAACGCCUGUGAGAAGACCUCCUUUGUGUUUUUGAGACAGGAGCUGCCUGUCAGACUUUCAAACAUCAUGAAGGAAAUAAACCUGCUGCCUAACCGACUUCUCACAACGUCAUCGGUGCAAAUGGUGCAGAGCUGGUACAUCCAGAGUUUAAUGGAGAUCCUUGAUUUCCUCGACAGGAAUCCAGAUGACCACAAAGUCCUGGGAGAGUUUGUUGACACCCUGGUGACGAUCAGAAAUAGGCACAACGACGUCGUUCCCACCAUGGCCCAGGGUAUCAUUGAAUACAAAGAAGCCUUCCAACAGGACCCGGUCACCAACCAGAACAUCCAGUACUUUCUGGACCGCUUCUACAUGAGCCGGAUCUCUAUCCGCAUGCUCAUCAACCAGCACACUCUCAUUUUUGACGGCACUACAAACCCUGUUCACCCAAACACCAUUGGAAGCAUUGACCCUCACUGUCACGUCGGGGAUGUAGUCCAAGAUGCCUUCCACAGUGCAAAGAUGCUGUGUGACCAGUACUACCUCCGCUCCCCUGACCUCGUACUAAAGGAGAUGAGCAGCAAUAAGAACAGCCUCCCAGUAAGCAUCGUUUACAUCCCCUCUCACCUUUAUCACAUGCUGUUUGAGCUCUUCAAGAAUGCCAUGAGAGCAACGAUAGAGACCCACGACGACAGCAACAACCUUCCACCUGUUCACGUCCUGGUGUCUCUCGGGGGCGAGGACAUGUCAAUCAAGGUGAGCGACAAGGGAGGCGGUGUCCCCUUUCGGAGGAUUGAGAACCUUUUCAGCUACAUGUACUCCACCGCUCCCGCUCCACAGAUAGGAGAAUACUCACGGCCUCCUCUGGCUGGCUUUGGCUACGGGCUGCCCAUCUCUCGACUGUACGCCAAGUACUUCCAGGGAGACCUGCAGCUCUAUUCCAUGGAGGGCCACGGCACAGACGCUGUCAUCUACUUGAAGGCGCUGUCCACAGACUCCAUCGAGAGGCUGCCGGUGUACAACAAAACCGCUCUAAAGAACUACAAAGUGAGCCAAGAGGCUGACGACUGGUGCGUACCCAGCAAAGAGCCCCUGGACCUGAGAAACUUUAAGGUGUCCAAGUGAAAAUCAGAUCAGGCCUACAUACUGUAAUGUAAACGCCUUUCUGUCUUCAAAACUCCCAACGUCUCCAUCAGUUGAGGCAGGUGUGGACUACAAACAUUUGUUCUGCUUAGAGGGAACAUCUCCAGACAGAAGAAGACAAUAUGUCCUUUAUUACUUCAGUCCGGUUUCAGCAGUAGCAUGCUUUUCUCAGUCCCUGUACCUCAUUAGAAAAUAGGAAACUUCCAUUACAGAAGAUAUUCAGCAAAAAAAAAAAAAAAAAACAUUAGACGCCUCGAAUGUUGCAUCAGCAGGGAGUGUGUGUGUGUGUGUGUGGACAUGCAGACUGGAGUGAUGUGCAGGUAGAGAGCGAGAGGCAGCACCAGGCUUGUUUUGGGUGUGGUGUUGUUGCUGAUAAUAGCUCAACAGAUCAACAGUGGAAAGAUGUAGAGUAAAAAGUGUGUUCAGACCAAGAGAUAGACAAUUCUCUCUGUUGUGUAAUAACAUACAAAGUCAUUGUGAAUACACAUGACGAUUUGAAUAUGCUGCUGGCAUAAAUCACGCUAAUUUGCUACUAUGCAAAUUUGGGAAAGUUGAACUUUUUCCCCACCAGAUAGGAUUUUUUUGCUACCCGUGCAGUAAAAUGUACUGUCCCGUAGACAUCCUCAAAUCGACCCUGAAAAUCAAGCAUUUCAAAAGUUGUUUGUUUGACUUCUUGCAGACAGACCUAGCAACUUAAUUGAUUACAAAUCUGCAUCCUGGUGUAGUUAUUUCGGCCUGCACAGCAAAAUCUGCUUUGUUUGGGAUUCAAACCACCGCAGCAAACAAGAACGCAGUCGACGUUUGACCUGCUUGUUACAGUGUAGCUGCCACUCACCAGCGACGUGUAAUUAUGCGCCCUGCAGCUGAAAGCGAUAGUUGAUGUCCAUCGAAAAAAAUUCCUGAUGCUGAGCCAGCUCUGACCUUGCUAAAAACAGGUCAUCAAACUAUGCACGGGUCAGCUUCAUGUAGCCCGGAGCUGAAGUGGAGUUAAUCCAAACACAGUUCUGUUGGAAGGCGUCGAAAUACGUCCAGCUUUGUCGCCCGUCCGAGUGACUCGGUUUACUGACGGAC